AUCAACAUAGUUAAUGUAGUGGAGGAAUGCUACAGCGCAAGACCGAAAAGUAUAAAUACCAUAGGCAAAGAAUAUUGGAAACACCAUUCCGCAACGAAACCGACCCCUUUUCUAUCUUGCCCCUGUCCCAAUUAUCACACGAAUCAUCAAUCUUCGCUCGCCUAAAGCCACCAGAAAGUAAAUUGUACAGGCAUGGCAUACCAACAUAGAUUCCUUGCAACGGGCACUGUUUUUUACGUGGAGGACAAUGGCGUCUGGUCGUUGGCUGAUAUCAAUGGCGAUGGCUCCCAAGAUCUCGUUUACAUCAAGACCAGAAACACCAGCACUGGCAAGAUCGAAGUCCAUGCAUCCUUCAAUCAAUUCCGUUUCCAGCAACACAACCUGGCUACUGACACCGUUUUCGGCCUUGAGGACAACGGAACAUGGCUGAUGCAGGACUGGACCGGCGAUGGCAAGGCUGAUUUGAUAUAUAUUCAGACACGCAAGACUAGCACUAACACAGUGGAAGUGCACGUCGCUGAUGCUGCCUCUGGAUAUCAGAACUUUGUCCUCCGGACCGGCACUUGCUUCAUCUGCGAUGACAACGGAGUCUGGACUAUGUCUAGAAAAGGUGAUUUAGUCUUUAUCAAGACUCGGAAUUGUGGUUCAAACAUGAUCGAGUAUCAUGUUGCUAGCAAAGCAACAAACUAUCAACAGUUCACGCAACAUGUCGCAACCGACUUUGGUGUCGAAGACAACGGCACCUGGUGCCUCGCACCAAAGUGCGACGGGGAUUUUGCCGACCUCUACUACAUCAAGACCAGGAACACUAAAUGCGGAAUGGUUGAGGUCCAUGCCGUCUCUGCGAGUUCUGGAUGGAAAAGCCGUGUGAUCGACGUCGCCACAUCUUUUUAUCCAGAGGACAAUGGGCGGUGGCUAAUGGUGGACUUCACUCAUCAUGAGCGGCCUGACCUAGCGUACAUCAAGACAAGGUCUACCGACACAGGUAAAAUCGAAGUUCACGUCACUAAGCCCGGAGAAGCCGUGCCAAGGCCAUUUAUAGGCUCAUCUCGGAAUGUUAGGCUCGACGCCAACACCCCCAAUGUGCUGCGAGCUGAGCUACAGCGAAGCAACGGCUCGUGGUGCGAUGCCUCUAUCGACCUCAACAUGUCCCUCGGCAACGCCGACGGCAAGUUCAUCUGGGGGAGGAAGUCCUUCCAGGAAUCGGCGCAAGGAACUAGGCUCAACGAGUCGGUGUUAUCUGCGGAGCUCCGCAAGAUAGAUUGCUCCUGGGUUACGGAUAGCUUCGAUCUCAGAGACGUUAUCAUGAAUAAUGACGGUGUUUUCCAGGCGCUUGACGCCCCGUGCUAGGAUUGGCCUGUUACACUAAUCCUGUUUUGCCCAAUUUCUAGCUGAGAAGUUAGAUAGUAUAAAUAAUAAUAUCCAUAGUUUUAGCUAAACUCCUCAGAAUAAAUAACAAUAGCC
Messenger RNA from Lobosporangium transversale, 1464 nucleotides. Its product is annotated as CVNH domain-domain-containing protein. NCBI's taxonomy places the organism in Eukaryota, Fungi, Mortierellomycota, Mortierellomycetes, Mortierellales, Mortierellaceae. The transcript has a single exon. The coding region runs from base 193 to 1350 and encodes 385 amino acids. The record is from RefSeq and is a predicted model, not a curated record.